Molecule: messenger RNA, 1707 nt
Organism: Naumovozyma castellii
Lineage: Eukaryota; Fungi; Ascomycota; Saccharomycetes; Saccharomycetales; Saccharomycetaceae
Gene: ALG11
Product: alpha-1,2-mannosyltransferase ALG11
Exons: 1
Coding region: 1-1707 (568 amino acids)
Source: RefSeq, a predicted model, not a curated record
AUGUCAAUUAGUGAAGGUCUCCAGGGCAAAUGGUUGCCAGUAGUGACUUCGAUUAUACUUCUCUUAACUUUUUGGGGUUUAGUUAGAUAUGCGCUACCAAAGUUCUUAUUGAACCCACCACAAGAUUGCCAGGACAAUCCCUAUAAGCAAUUGCAUCUAUUAAAUUCAAAUGGGAUAUUCAACAUUUUUGCAAUGCUGAGAAGAGGGGCAGUUAGAAGAUCUUUAAUUUUAACUUCGAACCAUCCAAACAAAUUUACGAAUAAAUCUCAGAAAAAGAUAGAAGCUAAAGGAAUGUUAGACUACCUUUCGGCUGAACAAAGAGAAUUGAAAAAGACCAGGAAGCUUUAUGGAUUUUUCCAUCCAUAUUGUAAUGCAGGUGGUGGGGGUGAAAAAGUGUUAUGGAAGGCUGUGGAAACUACUCUAAAUUAUGAUGAAAAUAACUUAGUAAUAAUUUACACUGGUGAUAAUGAUGUUGAUGGGGAAACCAUAUUAAAAAAUGUAAACAAAACCUUUGAUUAUCAAUUAGAUACUGGGAGAAUAGUUUUUAUUUUUUUAAACUACAGAUGGUUAGUGGACGAUAAAACAUGGUCCCAUUUCACACUAUUGGGCCAAGCUAUUGGUUCGAUGAUUUUAACUGCUGAAGCUGUAUUGAAAUGCCCACCUGACAUAUGGUGUGAUACCAUGGGCUACCCAUUUGGAUAUCCAGUGGUUCACAUUUUAAUAAGAAUUCCAGUGCUUGCGUACACUCACUAUCCAAUUAUUUCUACAGAUAUGUUAAAAAAAUUAAAAUCACAGGCACCUUCAAUGAAGAACAAGAUUAAAUACUAUUAUUGGAAACUGUUUAUGUUUUGGUAUAAAUUGGUUGGACGUUAUGUUACAAUAUCUAUGACGAAUUCUACAUGGACAUUCAACCAUGUAAAUAAAAUAUGGUCGCAUUUUACUUCGCCGCUACAAUCUAAGAUAGUGUAUCCUCCUUGCUCCAGUGAAAAACUUGCUACUCAAGAAGACAUACCCAGAAAAAAUCAAGCUGUUAUUCUCGCCCAAUUUAGACCAGAGAAAAGACAUAAGUUAAUUAUCGAAUCUUAUGCAAACUUUCUGAAGGAAAAAGAUGAAACUGCCCUACCACCAAAGCUAAUAUUUAUCGGUUCAACAAGAUCUCAAUUAGACAAAGAUUAUGUGGCAACGCUAGAGAAAUAUUGCUUUGAAGACUUAAAAAUCCCUCAGAGUUUAAUAGAAUUCUUGACAGAUUGCCCCUAUGACGAGAUUAAGAAAAUAUUGAAUGAAUCCACUUUUGGUAUCAAUAGUAUGUGGAAUGAACAUUUUGGUAUUGCAGUUGUAGAAUACUUAGCUUCUGGACUAAUCCCCUUAGUGCAUGCAUCUGCAGGCCCAUUGUUAGAUAUUGUUGUGCCCUGGGAUAUAGUGGCGAACAAACAGAUGGAACAAGGCGAUUCUACGUUUAAGACUGGUUUCUUUUUCACUGAUAAUAGUGAUCCGGAUUAUUCACCUACCAAGAAAUAUCCAACGUUAGCGGAAUUGUUUAACCGUGUUUGUAGCUUAACUACUGAAGAAAAGUUUGCCAUUUCUGAGAGAGGAAAAUGCUGCGCUUUAACCAAGUUUUCAGAUAUGGCAUUUGAUGAGGCAUGGGAUGGGGUCUUGGAUACAUUAACAGAAAAUACAUCUUUGGAUAAUAACAAAAAGGAUCGUUAA